Molecule: messenger RNA, 1977 nt
Organism: Nicotiana tabacum (common tobacco)
Lineage: Eukaryota; Viridiplantae; Streptophyta; Magnoliopsida; Solanales; Solanaceae
Source: RefSeq, a predicted model, not a curated record
ACUAUAAGGAGAUAUUACUCCUCUUCCAAUGUGGGACAAGACUACACUAUACAUAUCUGUAAACUAACAACCUCUAUGCCUACAUUAGAAUUCGAACCCCUUGGCAGGUUUGGGAUUGACCCUUUCGAUCACAGUUAUUGCCCUUACGAUCAGCAAAAACUCUUGAAAGAACAGUUAUUAUAGCUUUAUUCGGAUCGUAAAGUGACUAAUGUUGAGAUAACCUUUUGUUGUGGGAGAAUUUUUUUAGGGAAUUUGACCAAUGGAUGCAUUCUAUUUCAAGAUUAGGUGUUGAAAGACUACGUCUUUCAUUUGAUUGUGGCAGUGAUCACCCCAUCUACAACUCCAACCCCAUACGCAACCCCAACAAAUUGUUUAAAUUUUCUCUUGAGCUUCUCUCUCAGGCAUCCUCAUUGAAACACCUGUAUUUAUACCAUUGCAUUAUCCAACCAAGUUCCGGAGUCCGUCUUAAUUCCCUUAGGACCCUUACUUUGGACAGUGUUCUGUUAGCAAGCGGACAACUUGAGAGUGUUUUUUCCUCUUGUUUGAAUCUUAACCGGUUAGAGCUAGCAUGUAGCAAACUCCCUUAUAAGCUAUGCAUCUCUGGCACAGUGACAUCCGUUUUUUUCUUAGCUUGUGGCGGAUUGGAAGAGAUUGAUCUUCGAGCUAAAAAUCUUCGUCGAUUUGAGUGUAUUCUUUUUAGCAAAGUAAGAUUUUAUUUUUCUUUUGUUCCCAUGUUGGAAAUUGUAAUAAUUAAUUUUAACGGAGCCGCUGCAAUGCCAUACAUAUUUGGUGAUUUUGCAAGAGAUUUACCUGCUCAAGUUAAAUCUUUAACAGUCAAAGUGGGUUAUUCUCAGAUAAAAUACUUCCCAACCGAGACACAAAUGUUCAGAAACCUUAGGGAGCUAACCUUGGUACUUGUGUUCACGUAUGACUUUGACAUAGUCAAAAUUUCCCUCUCUCUUAGGCGCUUGUCCUCUUCUUCGGCAUUUGGAUUUAGUGCAAUCGAGGACAACAAGGGGAGAAAGAGGAAGUGACAUAAGGCCUCCUUUAUCUCCUACAUGUCACACUAAGCUGAAAGAAGUGACAUUCGGUGGAUUUCAUGGAUCCGAAGCAGAGAUUGAAUUUGCUGUUUAUAUUCUGAGAAGUGCAAUGGUACUUGAACGAAUGUUUCUCAGCCCAUGUUUUAGUUGUUAUUCUGGUAGUGGUACAUGGGAGGAAAUGUUGGAUUUUUCACUCGAUGAAAGAAAACGCAACUCAAUCCAACAAGAACUACAUGGGCAAGCUAUCUUUAGGAAUGCUGUGGUGAUCAUCCAAUAGGUUUUUGUACAACUACUAUAUCAGCUGUCUACUGUCGUCAGUGGUAUGUAAACUUGUCGAGGGCCUUUCCCCUGACAUUUGGGAAAAAAAAAUCUUUUCCCCUGACACACCUGACUGUCAUUUUAGAAAUGCGCAGAGGAAUGCGGAGAAGGGGAGUCUUGGCGUAACUGGUAAAGUUGCUGUCAUGUGAGGUCACUCGUUCGAGCUGUGAAAACAACCUCUUGUAGAAAUACAGGGUAAGGCUGCAUACAAUAUACCCUUGCGGUCCAGCUUUUUCCGGACCCCGCGCAUAGCGGGAGCUUAGUGCACCGGGCUGCAUAGAGGAAUGCUGACUCAUUAAAUAACACAUACUGCUCCCAAUGUCUGCAGCCAGAUUAUUACUUCCCCUUUCAAGUGGUAGUUGUUUAUGAGGAUAAUGAGACUGAAGGUUUCUGCUCCGACUGAUGCUUGUUUGUGCUAUAAUGUAUCUACAGUACUUAGAGUGGACUCAAAGAAGUAUUUGGAGUUUCUGAAGUUUUAAGUAACUGGUGGCUCCCCACUGAAACUUGUUCGUUUUGUUUUAAAUUCACUUCAAGGAGAUGAACUGUGAAAAUUAUGCAGGAAAGGGUUCUCUCUUUUCUGAUCCUUUUUGGCCUAUUGGCAAUUGAAGAUUAAGACGCU